AAAAAAAAGCGCGGGAAACUUCGUUCAUGGUAGACGUAUUUUUCACGGUGUUGAAUAUUUAAUUUAAUUUUACUAGUUAAAACGCAGAGGAUAAGCUGGUAGUUUUAAUUUUUGUAUUAUAUGUAAUCUUUAUAUCAUAUUUGUGUAUAGUGUCAUCGUGUAGUCGGUAAGUUUUUGUAAUUUCUGUAAAUAUUGUAUGAACAAGCCCCCCGAUCUAGGUCGGGGGGAUGAUGGCCUUGUUGGCUUGAAUCUCCCUGUGGGAUCAAAUGUAUCUGUUGGUUCACAAGAUGAAUUUGACAAAAUGGAUACCGAUUGUUCGGUAUCAUCUCAAACAGGUGAAGGAAGUCGUAAACGAACACGUUAUUUGCGCCUUUGUCGGCAAUGUACGAAAAUUAAGAAAAAGAAAGGUAGUGGCUCUAGCGGUGAUUACUGUCAGUGCGAAAGCUUAUGCAAUGUAGAAGAUGAGUCAAUUUUAAUUAAAAAGGUUACUUCAAAACCUAUAUCUCAAUCCACGUCAUCUCCACACUUGCAAAAUAAUAAUAAUUCACAUAGCACAUCCUCUCGACCAUCAACAUCUUACACGGAAAAUUCAAAUAUCUCUCAAGACUCUAACGCGGGAAAUUUAAACAACACCACAACUUCAGUAACCAAUACGGACCCCCGUUCGAUUGGCCGUGCUGAAUAUGUUUCUACCGAUGUUUCCCCUUAUUUUAUACAUGUUCAACGUAUUCAAAGUUCACCUGACGAUGGGACUAUUCUCCAUCCAAUAACAUUUGGCAAUUUUUUAAAGCAGAAAAAAUUUAAUAAUAUUAUUCCCGGAAGUGUAAAGCGUAUAGGAAGAAACAGGUGCGUAGUUGGCUUUUCCGAUUAUAAAGACGCCAAUAAUUUUCUUAACUGCAAUCUUUUGGAAACGAAAAAGUUAAAAGCCUUCAUUCCCACUUUCAGCGUAACAAGAAUGGGUCUAGUUCGCGGGGUCCCUGUAGAUUGGAGUGUAGAGGAAGUUCAACAAAAUGUAUCCGUACCUAUAGGCUGCGGCAAAAUACUUAAAAUAAGACGUUUGAAUCGCAAGGUAAAAAUUAAUGACUCGGUUUCUUGGAAACCCUCUGAAUCAGUUGUAUUAACAUUUGAUGGGCAAGUUUUACCAAAAAGGAUUUUCAUGUGUUAUAAUGCUCUUCCAGUAGAAAUAUAUAUUUAUCCUACCAUACAAUGCUAUAAAUGCUGCCGUUAUGGUCAUACCAAAGUUCAAUGUCGUUCUAAGACUCCAAUAUGUUAUAACUGUGGAGGUCAACAUGCAGGUGUAUCAUGUGACAGGUCAGAUAAAGAUCCUCUGUACUGUGUAAUGUGUGAAGUCGAAGGGUCCCAUUCAGCGAUAGAUAAGUCAUGUCCAGAAUUUGUGAGACAGACAGAAAUCAAAGUUAAAAUGGCUCAGAGCUGCAUGUCUUAUGCCGAAGCCAGUAAAUAUUUUUCUUCUAUUAAGCCUUCAUACGCAGAUGCAUUAAGUUCAACAAUUCCGGAAGUACCAAAACCCGUAAAUCCUUCCGCAGCGAAGUCUGUAUCUCGUGAUAAUUCUACUAAUGCCUCAAAUAAAAAGACAAUAUUCUUAAAACCUCGCUCUCCUCGUAAACCACAACAUGGUUAUGAUCGUGUUGCUCAUUAUAAUGUUUUAAAAGAUUUCCAAGUUCCAGAGCCUAAAAAUGGCAGUGCUCUGGUUGGACACAAAAAUAAAGAAGAAGAAAAAUCUGAUGUAUUAGAAAUGAUACUAGCAUUAUUAACUAGUUUAAUAAACUCAAACUUAUUGAAACCGUCCCACGUUGCCUCUAUUAAUGAAAAAAUUAAAUCAGUUAAUGUUAUUAAAAAUAAUGGAUUCCAAGAUAAUUCAAUGGAAUUGCAGGAGUGUUGUUCCAAAGAAACAUGAUUUGAUAUAUUUGAUAAAUAAACAUUCUCCCGUUGUUGUUGCGUUAUCUGAAACGUGGUUGAAGCCAGGGUACCUAUUAAGGAUCCCAGGAUAUACCUGCUUGCGUGAUGAUAGAUUUGAUGGCCAUGGUGGCGUAGCGUUACUUGUCAGGAACUCAAUUAAUUUUUCUGAAAUAGCGUUUUCUUCAUUAAUCUCUAAUGAUGCCAUUAAUAUUGUCGGCAUAAAAAUUGAUAAUAUUUCUAUAGUUUCCAUUUACCUAGCUCGUUCCUCUUUUGUUAUUCUCAAUAGCGUUAAUAAUUUACUUUCUUCACUUAGUCGUCCAUUCCUUCUAUUGGGUGACUUUAACUCUCAUCACCAAAUGUUUGGUUGUGGCACUACUGACUCCAAUGGUGUAUGUUUAGUUGAAAUAUUAGAUUUACAUAAUUUGUGUUUACUUAAUACUGGCUCACCAACCAGACGUACAAAGCCUAAUGAAAAGCUUAGCGCGGUUGACUUAUCAAUUUGUACUCCAGAUCUUGCUUCUUCUCGUUCUUGGUACACUUCAUCAUCUACUUUUGGCAGUGAUCAUUUCCCGAUUAUCAUAUCCUCACCUAUUAGACGCUCUCCUUAUCAAAAACGACAACCUCGUGUGAAAUAUAAAUUAAAUAAUGCUGAUUGGCUUGCAUUUAAAAUCCUUGUCGAAUCUAAAAUGAUUUGCCUGAAUUAGUUAGCGGUGGUGAGACCAAUUCCUCUAAAGCUUUGGCUACAUGUUUAAUAGAAUCUGCCGAUCAGAUUUUUUCUGUCAAACGAAAUCCGUCUAAUAAGAUUCCUUUUCCUCCAUGGUGGGAUAGAGAAUGUAUGGUUGCUGUAAGCAGAAGAAAGGAAGCUGAGAGAGUCUAUGCUGAGGACAUGUCCAAUGAAAAUUUAGAUAUUCUCAAUGAAGUUAUUAGUACCACACGUAAAUUCCUCAGAGAUAAAAAGCAGGCAGGCUGGAAAAAUUUUUGUACUUCUUUAUCUCCUUCUACGUGCCCUUCAGAAGUUUGGACAAGUAUUAAACGUUUUCGAUCUGCUUUCAAAGAAUCUUUAUCAUCGUCUUCACUUCCCCCUUUUUUAACAAAUGCCUUUUUAGACAGAUUAGCUCCUCCAUCAGCUGCUGAAUCGAUCUACUUUCCUUUGGAAUCGUCUUUGAUAGAUGACACUUCCUCUUUAAACUCUCCUUUUUCAUUACAUGAAUUGAAAGGUGUGCUUUCACAUGUUAAAGAUUCAUCUCCUGGUCAGGAUGGUAUUAUGUACUCAUUUUUAUCUCAUCUUGGUGAUACUGCCUUAAUGUAUUUUUUAAAUUUAAUAAACUCCGUCAUGGUCACAGGUAAUAUUCCUGAAACAUGGAAGUCUCAAGAAGUUAUAGCGAUUAAAAAACCUAACAAACCUACCAAUGAUGUUGCCUCAUAUAGACCUAUUGCGUUGUCCUCCGU
Messenger RNA from Pieris napi, 3366 nucleotides. RefSeq lists its product as uncharacterized. The coding region runs from base 197 to 1915 and encodes 572 amino acids. NCBI's taxonomy places the organism in Eukaryota, Metazoa, Arthropoda, Insecta, Lepidoptera, Pieridae. The transcript is spliced from 2 exons. The record is from RefSeq and is a predicted model, not a curated record.